GCUGUCAUGUCUUUGUUGCCUCUCCAGCACCGCAUAUGUUGUGAGCAGAACAGCGGGAUAGAUGGAAAAAUAACACUUUUUCACGUACAGAAGAUACGCAUUUAACAUUCACACACAACAAGUCAAACCCACCCAAAAGAUGGAAGACAAGCUGAAUGGAUUCCCUGUUGUCUCCCCGGAGUAUCUCCAGCAGUGGGUUCAGUCUGCACAGCAGUUUCAAGCUCUCCAGUCCCAAUAUUCAGGCUUCAACAACAACCAUCAGUCCCACUACCCAGAGGGCCCGGCAGGAGACACAGCCAUGGCACACAUGGCUUAUCCUGAACCCAUGAUGGAUCAGCAGGAACCUGCCGACGUGGCAAAACCCCCGGCGAAAAAAAGAGGCAGAGCAGCUCAACCCAAGGAGCCCAAGGCACCAAAACCACCAAAGGUCCCCAAGGCGCCAAAACCACCAAAACCACCAAAAGUCCCCAAGGCACCAAAGCCACCUAAGGACCCAAAGGCACCUAAAGCCAAACCUGGUCCGAAGCCCAAGAAGGGCGCUGAGGCUCAGGCAGAUGGCAAGCAGGAGAAGAUAGAUGAGAGCUUCAAGAAGGUCAAGAGGAAAAUUGACCGCUUCAAGGGAAUGUCGGAGGAGGAAGUCAUGACAAAAACUCUACCAGACCUGCUGGAAUACAACCUGGACUAUGUCAUCAUUGGUAUCAAUCCAGGACUGAUGGCCGCUUUCAUUGGACGGUGGUUUCCAGGUCCUGGAAAUCAUUUCUGGAAGUGCCUCUUUCUGUCCGGGUUUACUGAGGAGCUACUCAACCACAUGAGUGACACCUCCCUGCCUGGGAAGUACAAAAUGGGCUUCACCAACAUGGUGGCCAGGGCGACGCCAGGGAGCAAAGACCUCUCAACUAAAGAGUUACGCGAAGGAGGCAAGAUUCUUGUAGAGAAGCUGAAGAAAUUCAAGCCUCUUAUUGCUGUUUUUAAUGGAAAAUGCAUCUAUGAAAUGUUCUGCAGAGAGAUGUUUGGUAAGAAACCAAAGAAGCUUGAUUUUGGUUUGCAGCCACACAAGAUCCCCGACUGUGACGUGGCUCUGUAUCUGAUGCCUUCAUCCAGCGCUCGCUGUGCUCAGUUCCCUCGAGCUCAGGACAAAGUCCACUUCUACAUCAAACUGAGGGAGCUCAGAGAUCAGCUGAAGGGGAUCCGGAAACAGACUGAGAUCGAGGAGGUCGAUUACUCAUUUAACCUGUCGUUGGCUAAGGAGGAUGCCAAGAGGAUGGCGAUAAAGGAGGAGCAGUACGAUCCUGGUUAUGAAGAUGCCUUCGGUGGAGUGUAUGCGGAGAGAGGAGCCGAAGGGGAGGAGGCCAAAAGCCAGACCAACGGUCACUGUACAUUCUCAACCGCAGAAAACACGGACUCAUGCGAGAAAGACAAAGUUAUCUUUAAGGAGUUAAAGGUUACACAGGAAGGAGCACAGGAGGCGACCACGUCACAAAUCCCAGAAGGCCAGCUCCCAGACGGACAGUGGAUGACCCAGUCCUUUGCGGAUCAGAUCCCGGACAUCAGCGGGGCACCAAAGGAAGGCGGCUCAUAAGGAAAAGACUUCUUUUUGUCCGUUUUUAGAUCGUUUUCCUUUUCUUUCUUUUUUUUUUUAGUGUCCGAGUGGAAUAUAAACACAUUAGAUGGACUUUUUUUGUAGAGGUUUUGCAGAUUAUUCUCUCUGCAUUUUCUUUUAUUAUUUUGUUUGUGCUCUUGUACUAAUGUAUGAUCAUCUUCAAGGCAGUCUUUUUUUUAAAUAUGUGAAAUCAGGGACUUGACAAUGAUGCUUUGAAGAAGGUCAUGUAUUUAAAACGUUUGUUUUGCCUUUGUACUGUACCGUACUGCACUAUGAUGCAGUAGGUGUAAACAUUCACGUCUACUGUUCUGACCGUAGAUGAAAACUCAAGAUGGUUAUUUUACAAGUUGAGCCUUUUAUGAUCCUCUAUGUGAAAUAGGGGGUUUAGCUAGCAUUAAUGUUUUACAUUCAUGGUGCUAUGAACUGACCACGAUGCAAAGUGAUCACUGGAUGAAAUCAUCAUGCAUGUUACCAGAUUCCACACAGGGAAUUCCCAACAAGCCUUUCAACAUAAUGUUACAGGUUAUAUUUGAAAUCUUUUAUCAUCCAACUUUUCUUUUUUUGGGGCUUUAGGAAUUUUAGAAUUACGUUUUGUAUGUUUAUGAAAAUGUCAUUCACAAGGACUUUUAUGAAACGUGUCCAUUAAAAUGUCUUGAUGA
Molecule: messenger RNA, 2259 nt
Organism: Anoplopoma fimbria (sablefish)
Lineage: Eukaryota; Metazoa; Chordata; Actinopteri; Perciformes; Anoplopomatidae
Gene: tdg.1
Product: thymine DNA glycosylase, tandem duplicate 1
Exons: 12
Coding region: 140-1579 (479 amino acids)
Biological process (GO): base-excision repair, AP site formation
Cellular component (GO): nucleus
Molecular function (GO): mismatch base pair DNA N-glycosylase activity
Source: RefSeq, a predicted model, not a curated record